Symbiodinium pilosum is the source of this 1332-nucleotide messenger RNA. The record is from the annotation of a GenBank genome assembly. NCBI's taxonomy places the organism in Eukaryota, Dinophyceae, Suessiales, Symbiodiniaceae.
AUGUCGGUGCCACUCCUUAUGGCUGAUUUGGUGCACUUGGCGGCCACCAAGUCACCCGAGUCGGAUCGCACGUGGUAUCUGCUUGUCCUUGCGCCACGGCCGUGUCCGGCCAAGCCUGCAGAGGAUGCAGAGCCCUCGACGGAAGCCGGUGAUUUGAUGCCGCUGAACGACGUCUGGCUGCUCUACACCGCCCCGGUGGAGCAUGGUGACUUCCUGCGACUUCUCUUUGAGUUCGGUAGCCGUGGCGCGCUGCGCUGGGAUCUGCACGACUGCUACACCGUGACAGAGAAGUCGCUGGGUGUUGGUGGCUGCGGAACUGUGUAUCUAGGACAGUCCCGGAUGCGCCUCCCCGCUCCGAAGGAUACAGCCAAGGUCGACAUCCCCGCUGUUCCGCAGGUUGCUGUCAAGAAGCUGAACAAGUCAGGCGGUGUUACUGAAGAGAUCAACAUCAGGAGCGAGAUCGAGUUUCUUGCAGUAGCUCGGGGUCACCCCUGUAUCUCGGCAUUGUUUGGCGUCUUCUGCUUCCACGAAGUGGGUUCUGCAGAAGGCAGAAGGGGCCCGUCGAUUCGAUGGACUAUCGUCAUGCCUCUGUACUCAGAGGGAGACUUGUUUGACUACCUCGCUGCCAACGGUGCCAUGAAAGAGACAGCAGCAGCAACUCUCAUGUUGUGCCUGCUGUCAGCGCUCACCCAUCUUCACCGCUUGGGCGUGGUCCACAGGGAUGUGAAAGCGGAGAACAUCUUGCUGGCCAACAACAAGGCGGUGCUCUCGGAUGUUGGCAUCGCUGCGUUUUUGAAAGACGAAGAGGCCAUGCAGCGCCGAGUCGGCUCACCCGGCUACGCCCCGCCGGAAGUCGUCACAGACCUCCCCUACGAUGAAAAGGUUGACGUGUUCGGCGCCGGGGCCGUUCUGUACUUUGCGCUCAGCAACACACUUCCCUUCCCAGGAAAAACCUUGAAGAAGGUUUUAGAGCUCACGGCGCGUUGCAAAGUGAAGUAUGAUCCAGCUCUCUUCGGCGACUUUUCUGGCAGCAUCAUCCAGCUGCUGAAGGCUCUCUUGCAGAAGGAUCCGACGAAGCGGCCCUCAGCGAAAAAGUCCUUCAAGGCGCUUUGGACCAUGGCCAGCCAGAAACCUGAAAUCCAAAGAAGCAGCGUUGCCCGCAUCACGUUGCAGGCCGUAGAUGAUUUCGACAGCUUGGCUGCUACGAGACUGGAGUCAAUGAAGAGCAAUGGCCACAAGCCGGGGUGGACGGCUCAGAUGUUGGCAUUCAUAGCAAGACCCCGAUUUACAGGGGUAACCCCAAAGAAAUUCUCGUGGGGGAGUGAAUCGUAG